Messenger RNA from Pipistrellus kuhlii (Kuhl's pipistrelle), 2611 nucleotides. RefSeq names its product keratin 82 (gene KRT82). Lineage: Eukaryota; Metazoa; Chordata; Mammalia; Chiroptera; Vespertilionidae. The record is from RefSeq and is a predicted model, not a curated record. The transcript is spliced from 9 exons. Gene Ontology annotation, cellular component: keratin filament. Gene Ontology annotation, biological process: intermediate filament organization; keratinization. Gene Ontology annotation, molecular function: structural constituent of skin epidermis. The coding region runs from base 602 to 2134 and encodes 510 amino acids.
UCUCAGGAACCCUGGGGAGACAGGAGGUAAGGGAGCCAGAGACAGGACCCAGGCUCGCCUGAGGGGUUCUCCCACCCAAAACCCUUCUGCCCUGGGAACUCCCAGGAUCCCCUAGAAGUCCUUAGGGGACUUGGGUCUGGAGCAUUUGCAAAAACAUAAAAACAGCCUUUAGGAAAGAGAGCAUCCUCAAGCAUAUCCAACUUGGCUUCUGAGCCAGGGCAUAUAGGGAAUGUAAUUCAUGGCCCCUCUCCUUGAACUGGCAUAAAGUCCCAACUCUCCCUUUCCUUGAGACUGACCCUCUGAAUAUGCCCCUUUCAUAACCCCUAUUAACAAGGAAGGAGGACACAUGGGACUUUUAUAGGGCCGCCAGCACUGACCACUGGCUCCUUUUCUCCACUCUUUGCUACUCUAAUUAUCCACCUGGUUACUUAGAGCUGCCAGUCUCCCAAGCUCAUAAACCUGAUUUAAUGGUGAUUGGGGGUCUGACCCAGCUCAGACCUCCAGCACCUGACAGAUAAAAGGGUGGGAGCUGAGCUGACUUGAUAGCUCUUGCUUCCCAUUCUCCCCAACAGGGCCUGCCUCUCUGCCUCUCUCUUCUGCCAUGUCGUGCCUAUCCUACCAAAAGGGCUCCAGAUCUGGCAGUCGGAGCUUCAGCUCAUGCUCAGCUGUCUUCCCUCAGAGGGUCACCCACUAUGCAGUGAGCUCGGGGCCAUGCCAGUCUGGGGUUGGUGGGGGCCUCCGGGCCCUGGGCUGCCUUCGCUCACGGAGCCUGUGCAACGUGGGCUUUGGGAGGCCCUGGGUAGCUUCCAGGUGUGGCCUUCCUGGCUUCGGAUACCGAGUGGGGGCUACCUGUGGGUCUCCUGCCUGCAUCACUCCCGUCACCAUCAAUGAGAGCCUGCUAGUCCCACUUCAGCUGGAAAUUGACCCAACGGUGCAGAGCGUGAAGAGGGAUGAGAAAGAGCAGAUCAAGUGCCUCAAUAACCGCUUUGCAUCCUUCAUCAACAAGGUCUGGUUUCUGGAGCAAAAGAAUAAGCUGCUGGAGACCAAGUGGCAGUUCAUGCAACAGCAGAGGUGCUGCCAGAGGAGCAUGGAGCCCAUCUUCGAUGCCUACAUCUGCGCCCUCCGCAAGCAGCUGGACUGCGUGGCCAGGGACCAGGCCGGGCUGGAGUCGGAGCUCUGCAGCCUCCAGGACACGCUCGAGGGCUACAAGAAAAAAUAUGAAGAGGAGCUGUCCCUGCGGCCCUGUGCGGAAAAUGAGUUCGUUGCCUUAAAGAAGGACGUGGAUACGGCUUUCCUGAUGAAGGCUGACCUGGAGACCAACAUGGAGGCUCUGGUCCAGGAGAUCAACUUCCUGAAAGGCCUGUACGAGGAGGAGAUCAGCCUGCUCCAGUCUCAGAUCUCAGAGACCUCGGUCAUCGUGAAGAUGGACAACAGCCGGGUGCUGGAUGUGGAUGGCAUCAUUGCUGAUAUCAAGGCCCAGUAUGACGACAUCGCCAGCCGCAGCAAAGCGGAAGCGGAGGCCUGGUACCAGUGCCGGUAUGAGGAGCUGCGGCUGAUUUCCGGGACCCACUGUGACAACCUCCGCAACCGCAAGAAUGAGAUCCAGGAAAUGAACAGGCUGAUCCAGCGGCUGCAGCAAGAAAUCGAGAAUGUCAAAGCCCAGCGUUGCAAUCUGGAAGCUGCUGUGGCCCAGGCAGAGCAGCAGGGCGAGGCAGCCCUCAAUGAUGCCAAGUGCAAGCUGGCGGGGCUGGAGGCCGCUCUGCAGAAGGCCAAGCAGGACAUGGCCUGCCUGCUCAAGGAGUAUCAGGAGGUGAUGAACUCCAAGCUGGGCCUGGACAUCGAGAUCGCCACCUACAGGCGCCUGCUGGAGGGCGAGGAGCACAGGCUGUGUGAAGGCACUGGGCCCGUGAAUAUCUCUGUGAGCAGCUCAAAAGGUGCGGUCUUGUACGAGCCAUGUGUGGUCAGCACGCCCAUGCUGAGGACCGAAUACUGCACCAGUGGCCUCAAGAGCAGUGGGGGCUGCAGCACCAUGAGCACCGGUGAACUCUACAUCCCCUGUGAGCCCCAGGGGCGCCCGGGCUGCUCCAGCAUGAAGCUAGGGACUGGGGACGGCCCCUCCUGCCACAAGUGUUAGCACUGCCUCCGAGGCUGGGAGUUCAGGAUGCAGGGCAUUAGCCCUCAGCCUGGAUGUUGCCCAUGCUUACCAGAGCAGAACACCAGGACAUUCCAAAACCUCCCCUUCCUGUAUCCAUCUCAGGUUUUCACUGGGAGCCAUUCCUCAGGUCCAUCACAUCUUCUAGAGUAACUUUUACUUAUCUGUGUGCAGACUUCCAGCUAGGCCCUGGGGGCGGCAGUGGGAUGCAAGGUCAGAGACUGCAAUCGCCAUGCCCCUAGACUACUGACAGUCCGGCCCUAGCAUGGCCAAGAGAAUAGCAACAGCCACUGGACACUUCUCUUCCGGAUGAGAAGGUCAACUGUGCACAUCACAGAUCACAGUUCUGCUUUGCACAUUAAAUCAUGGAAGUUUCCCCACAAAGCCAGCCUCCCCCAACCCCUGGAGGUUCCCCACCUCCCUUACCUCUGAUUCUCAUGCGCCUAAGAAAAGUGAACU